Penicillium atrosanguineum is the source of this 783-nucleotide messenger RNA. RefSeq lists its product as uncharacterized. NCBI's taxonomy places the organism in Eukaryota, Fungi, Ascomycota, Eurotiomycetes, Eurotiales, Aspergillaceae. Bases 1 to 783 code for a protein of 260 amino acids. The record is from RefSeq and is a predicted model, not a curated record. The transcript has 2 exons.
AUGAUUUUCUCGGCCUUGCUGCUCCUGUCUGUCGUUUCAACCGCGUUGGCUGUUGACAAGAACUUAAUCCCCACGUCCGCUUCCUCUACCUUCCCGUCAUGCGGUCUUUCAUGCUCCGAGCUCUACGCCGCUCAGGAUAGCUGUACCGCCAAUUCAGACUCUUCCACCUGGGUCUCCUGCUUCUGCCAGUCCUCAUUCGUUUCGAAUCUGAAAACAUCGGGCGCCGUCUGCUCUAACUGCGACACCUCUGAUCAAGCCCUGGUCUCUACGUGGUAUAGCAACUACUGCAGCUCGGGAGGAACCACCACCACCAGCACCACCUCUUCGUCCACCUCCACUGCUACUGCGGCCUCCAGCACGUCAAAGUCGUCUACACCUGCUACCAAUGAGAAUAAAUCCUGGUGGAGCACCCAUUACCAAUGGGUGAUUAUGCUGAUCGUCCUCGCUAUCGGAUUUAGCGUCAUCGCUGCGUUUGGAGUCUGGCUCAAGCGCCGCUACGACGCCAAGCGACCUGGUUUAUACCAUGGCGGUACUGCAGAGGCCAGCAGCAGCGGCGCCCUCGGCGGCGGAAACUCGGGUGUCCUUAGCCCUGUGCCUGUGGGAGGCUAUGCCUCUCCGGCACCGAACAAGUCGCGCAACUUCGGCGAAGACUCGGUUGCCAGCAGUUCACGUACUGAUAUUGCACCCAAAGGUGCCCUUGUACCGGGGAGUCGGACGCGGUUGCAAAAGACGGGUCAGACUCCGGCUGCAGAUGUGGAAAUUCGGCAGGUUUCACGUCAGUGA